Messenger RNA from Anopheles coustani, 365 nucleotides. RefSeq lists its product as uncharacterized. NCBI's taxonomy places the organism in Eukaryota, Metazoa, Arthropoda, Insecta, Diptera, Culicidae. Bases 6 to 365 code for a protein of 119 amino acids. The record is from RefSeq and is a predicted model, not a curated record. The transcript has 2 exons.
CCGAAAUGUCACAAGAAAUAGAUUAUGUUUCGGAUUUAAACGAUAAAUACGCUGCAUUAGAAAUUGAAUUAGAUCAACAACUCACAACAAUUGUAAAAACAGACAAACUGUUUGAAGCAGACCAAAUGUUAGUUAACAAGGAUGUUGACAAAAAAGCAGCUAGAUCAGUAAGUUCACUGGAUGCAUCUCGACGAAGGAACUAUGAGCUUUUAAAAUCUUUGGAGAUGUCCAAAGCACGGCUACGAUCACGUGCUACUUUCAGUCCAUUGGAAACAAUUCUACAAAAAGCUAUUGGAAAUUAUCUAAAGGAAACGUCAUUGGUACCAUGUAGUACAAAAAGAGCAUAUGGACCAACAUACGUUUAA